This is a messenger RNA of Plasmodium knowlesi strain H, 687 nucleotides long. Its product is annotated as conserved protein, unknown function. Lineage: Eukaryota; Apicomplexa; Aconoidasida; Haemosporida; Plasmodiidae. The coding region runs from base 1 to 687 and encodes 228 amino acids. The transcript is spliced from 6 exons. The record is from RefSeq and is a predicted model, not a curated record.
AUGGGUGUUGAAGACAUAUCCGCGGAGGAGCUGGAAAAGGCGACAAGAUCCUUUGUUUCAAUAGAAUCGGCUACCCAAAUAAGCAGAAGAUACGUCCGAAAAAAGCUAGAAGAAAUUUUUAACUUGGAGGAGAAUUCCCUGUACGAAAGGAAGAAAGAGAUUAACGACAUUGUUGCCAAGGUGUUGACAAAUCUCCUGGAAGAGGAAAAUAGGAAAAAAAAUGAAGAAUUGCGCUCUAAGGAUGCAAACGCGAACAGCGUAGAAACGAAUGACAAAGCUGAUCAGAAUGGGGAAAACUGCAAUUCGAGAAAAAGACGCAAUAGCCAGAACAAGACGAAGGGAGAGAUUGUUAAAAAGGAAAACAUGAAUGAUGAUAAAUCGUCUAGUGCAGAAUCAGACAGCAAUGAUAAAAGUUCAUCUAAAAAGAGGAAAAAAAAUGACGAGCCCCUUUCCGCUAGGAAAAAACAAGCCAACGUAAUGACGAAGGAUUAUUUCCUAGACAAUUCCGAGUCCCUACUUUGCAACAUAUCGGAUAACAUAAAAUUAAAACUGGAGCCACGAAUUUUCAGCACGGGCAGUUGCGGAUGGCACAUGAUGGACAAGGUAUAUCUGCUAGUUGGGGAUCACAAUGUCCUUUGCCAACUUUGCAUUAACUGUUCAGUUAUCGGCAGCAAGCAGUGGAAUUGA